This is a messenger RNA of Bactrocera dorsalis (oriental fruit fly), 9177 nucleotides long. It is a transcript of the gene tj, whose product is annotated as transcription factor MafB. Bases 706 to 2028 code for a protein of 440 amino acids. The transcript has a single exon. Gene Ontology annotation, cellular component: nucleus. The record is from RefSeq and is a predicted model, not a curated record. Gene Ontology annotation, biological process: regulation of transcription by RNA polymerase II. NCBI's taxonomy places the organism in Eukaryota, Metazoa, Arthropoda, Insecta, Diptera, Tephritidae. Gene Ontology annotation, molecular function: DNA-binding transcription factor activity, RNA polymerase II-specific; RNA polymerase II cis-regulatory region sequence-specific DNA binding.
GCAGUUGUACUUAGUUGCGUUAAAUAUGGGUGGUGGUUUUUAUAUACGCUGUAUUAGUAUUAGCAGUAAGCUCUACUACUACCGGUAAAGUGCAGCAUCGGAAUUGUUGGAGAAGCAUUCCAGUAUAACGCGUGUUGCCGUUCACAACGAGGCGACGCGACAGAGCACGACAUCCGACGAUCCGCAUACGGUGUAACGGUCUACUUUUCGCUGCCGGGAAUAUAUAUCUCAACGAAAAUCUUAGCUCGACCAUUCCGUAACUGUCGCGACGUACACCCUUCAUAAUAUUUAGUAAUUAUCAGCACAUUACUAAAGGUGGUUGUCGCAGAACUCACGAACCGAGACGAUUUUGUUAACUUUAAGAGUGAAAUGGGCUCCUUUUGCAAUAAAAAGAUAUGUGCAAAAAAAUAAUAAUAAAGAAUAUGCACACGUUGUUAUUCUAAUUAGUGAUUUAAUUAACAUAGACUGCAAGAUUUUUAAUAAUUCUGUGUAAAUUAAUAUGUUAACUAAAUAAUGUAUGGUGCAAAUCUGUACAUUAAUAGUCAUUUUAUUAAUAUAUACUAUAUGUAUAACGUAUAAGCAUUAAACAUAUAAACACGAUUUUCAGACAAACAUCAUUACGUCAAAUACAAAAAAACAAAAGUGUGUCUUAGUCAAUGCAAAAAUAAUCUUAGAAUAGAGUGUGUGAAGAAAAACUAACUCUAAAUGAGAAUGGAAGACCCAAACCUCGCCGAACAGUAUGUGCAGGAAUUCGUGCUCGAUCACCUAGAGGACGGUUCAGCAACUGUUACAGCUAUUGGAGUGAAACGUGAAGAUCACAGUCCAGUGGCAGCCCCAAAAAUUACUUGGACAACUACAACAAUCACUCCAGAGGAAGAGGAAACUGCUAAUCCACCCGCCAUCAAGAUGCGAUCUUUUCCACAAAGCUGGCAUAUAGACGAUCGCCGAUUGCAGCCAUUAUCCCCACCACCGGAAAUCUACACGCACGGACCUAUGGCAGGGCAAGCAAUCCUUGUGAACACAUCGGUGCCUGGUGGAGUGCCAUCGACACCGCCUGAAACCCCACCUGUUAUUAGCUCUCCUAAUGGAAGUACUUGUGCCCAAACGUAUGCAACAAUAACAAGUGCUUCGUAUCCAACACAUCGUCCACCCACCGCCAAUGCUGGUCUCACUCAAGAAAUGAUGUGGCUACCUAACUCCAUGCGUUCAGAUCCUCAGCCAUUAGACUUACGACCGCUUGCUUGUCCCACUCAUGAGGAGGAAUGGGAGCGACAACGUGAAUACAUGCAUGCCACAGCAUCAGUUGUGGCCGCCAAUCAUCAUCAUGGACAAUUGGUGGCACAAUCCCAGCACCAUCCCCACCACCAUCAUCAUUUUCAAUCACUAGAGCACUUAGCACCUAUCAGCAUGCAUACGCCUUAUCACAGUGGUAUACCCAACGGCGCUACCAGCCUUAGCAGUUGUGGAAAUGACAGUCAGGCACCAUCUAACGCUCCAAUAACAACUUCAGUGGUUCACCUCAAUCGACCAAUGUCGGUCUGCUCUACUCGAUCAUCCACAAAUUCACCGCGCACCUGCUCCAGACAAUAUAGCACUUCCAGUAAUUUAGGUCUUGAUGACUGUAUUAGUGAUGAUUUGCUAACGACUUUGAGCGUACGAGAAUUAAAUAAACGCCUGCAUGGAUGCCCCCGUGAAGAAGUGGUGCGGCUCAAGGCUAAACGUAGGACGCUGAAAAAUCGUGGAUACGCUCAAAGCUGUCGUUCAAAACGACUACAGCAACGGCAUGAGUUGGAGAAAACCAAUCGUCAGUUGAAUCAGGAUCUGCAUCGCUUGAAAUUAGAAUUUUCGCGUGUUUGUCAAGAGCGCGAUCACUUAAAACAACGUCUGCAAAUACGAACGAGCGGAAGUAGUAGUGGUGUAAUUGCUGCUCUAGCGAAUGCUAGCGAUGGCAGUACACCAGGUGUGAUCACCGUUGGUCAACCACAUUGUAAUGCAGAGAGUCAUAAUUCGCCGGAGUUUUAUCUCUGACGCCAACUUGCUAUCGGAGGAGAACAUGCGGCAGCCGCCGUUGCAGUGGCCGCAGCAUCCAGCCAUCAUUUGCCACACACGCAACCUUUACAUCGGCACUCACAUCAAUGGCCAUCACGCUACCAUCAGCAUGUACACCAACAACCAACAAGCACUGUAAUAGUCUGAAUGCGACGUGUAGAAAAUUACUAAUAUUUUAUAUGUAAUUAGUGCACGCCGUAUUUAGUAUAAAGCAUUAAAAUAGUAAUUAUUACUAAAAACUUUUCUGUGACUUUAGUCGGCAAAAACAUCAAUAUUUGUAAGUAAAAUGGACACAAAUAGUUAUUUGAUAUGUCUACCAUAGCUCUAGGUGCUCCUAAUAACAUAUAGGCAUAUCCCAAAAACAAUUUGCAAAUAAAGUUGGACUUUCAUAUAACUCGAACCUCUAUAAAUCGAAGCUCUCCAUAACUCAUACUCCUGAAUUGGCAAUAGAUGUAAAAUUUCAAACAAAUUUCCUUCCUUAACUCGAAGUUUUUUGUGUAUUAUAGUGAUUCGAGUUAUGAAAGUUUCACUGUAUAUUUAACUUAAUAUUUUUUAAUUGGAUCAGUUCCUGAGUUUGAAGUGGACACAAUAUCUUCCGGUUUAAGUUAAGCAGAAGGUGUAAAAUAAUUAUUCGAUUCGAGAUGCGUACAUACUGUUAUUUUUUACGCAAUUACGAUUACUUUAUUAAGAGCUAUUAGAUAAAUUCAUUCAGAAACGUUUGACAAUAAAAUAAUAUGUGUUGUGUUUAGGUCGUAGUUAUAUUAUAUGUUUGCCUAAAUACAUAUGUAUAAUUGGUAAAUCAAUUGUAGUGAAUAAUGAUAUUAUCAAGUAUGCAUGUCCUUCAGCUUAUGUUCAAAACUCUGCACCAUAUUUGUCCAUUUUCAAAUUUAUUCAUUAAUUAAUUGAAUUUAAACUUUAAAUUAAUAUAUAAAUAUAUAUGUACAUAUAUAUAUCUAUAUUGUGAUCGUUUAAUUUGCUAUUUUGUAUACUGUAUAACAGCAAAUAAAAUUAAGUGGUGUUACCUUAAAACAUUGGAAAAUAUUAAUUUUAAAAUUCUUUAAGCAACAAUAACAUGAAAUUAAAAAAUCCUUGGUUAUUGCACUAAAAAUAUCGUUAAGAAAUAUCUAAGAAUAUAUUUUUGUGAUAUUAUUGUAAUUCAAAGAAUUGGUUUACAGCAAUAAUCAAUUGUUUCUCUCUUCUACCUCUUGAUGUGGUACUUGAUAUGGUAGUAUAUAUUUUAAUAUAACGUGGUGAAACUCUAUCCAGCACGAAAAUUUUUUGGUUGACGUAAACUAACAGAUAGAAGAGUCCAAAAGUGAGAUAUAGGUUAGGUUAUAUUCGAUUAACUUCAGUACCUGUAUCUAUUAUUAAGAGAGUAAAGAACUUUCAUAUAAAAGAGAAGUUUGAUCAAUGUCUCUAUCCUCCUGAUUUUUCAACAUGUACAUGAUAACUUUCUUUGCCAACUGCUACUACCAAUUAAUACCGCAUUUGUUAUUAACCUUUUUGGUCUGAAAAACUAGUCGAUAAUAACGAUUGCUUCACUUUUAUUUACAUUGGUAUAUUAUACUUAAAUAUGGGUCUUGAAUAGAUUAAAUUUUAUCUUUGAGUUAUUUUAUUAUAUGUAUAUUUCGUUUUAAUUUAGAAAAACAAAUUCAUAAAACAUCAAUCAUAUUGAAAAGAACUUACAAAAGGCACAAACAAAAAUGUUAAAAAAUCUGUUCUUUAGGGAUCGCCUUUCCCAAUGGGCUUGGUUUUUGGAAAAUGAGAUUUCUAAGCAUCAAUAUUUCCAUUGCAAAACAAAGCUACAAGUUCAAUAUUUAAAUUAUAUCUUUAUUUAUUGUACUACUUUGAAAUACUAUAUUAGUAUAACUUUUUGAUUUCAUUAUAGUAAUUUUAACUAUAAUGUUUCAAAACGUAAACUAUUUACAAAAAGGUACGAGUAUAUAUUUUUUAAAUGAAAAUUUCAGUUAGUUCUUGAACACACCUCUUAUUAUACAUAUGAUAACAUUAAGAUUUAUGAAUAAUUGUAUGUAUAAUUAUUAUUACAUUGUAUAGUUAGUGAAUUAAACACGCGCUUGGUUGAUAAGUUAAGCAUUUGUAAGUAUAUACCCAUGAAUAUAUAUACAUAUAUAUAUUACAUUUGUAAGCAUUUUGUAUAUACUUAGUACGGUCAAAAGAUUUUCGAGCUUUCUCGAAUAAAAAAGAGAGGGUUUUUCUUAAUGAAUUAUACAACAGUACAAUAAUUUAUUUAUUUAUAUAUAUGUAUGUAUUUGUAUAAUGGAAAUGAUAUUUUUUUAAAUCUUAUACUUAUAAAAGUAUAACAAUUAUAUUGUAUUAUAAAUAUAUAAUUUCAUUUAUUUUUAGUACAAUAGAUCAAAUUGUUUCUUAAGGUUUCCGGUUCGUCAAAUGUUUAUAGUGGUUAAUAUUUGUCAUAAAUCUGUAAUUUUAAAUUCUAUGCGAAUAUUUUUUAACAAAGAACACUAUCCCCUGCAGCGUAACUUUCGAAAUAACUUAAUCUAGGAGAUUUUUCUGCGGCGAAAGUUUGUAAUGCCUUUAUUAGCAUACAUUUGGUAGCGUUCUUAUAGCAAGAUGUAAUGUACCACAAAAUGAAAUAAAAACUGAUUGCAACGUCUUCAUAUACCGAAGUGGUCUAUCAAUUUUUUAUUCGGACUACUGUUGUAGUAUUGUUAUUUUAGUACUAGUUUUAAUUCUUGAGUUUGAAAAUAUUGAUGCUUCACAUACAUUCUGUUUUAUAUUUGUGAUGUUGUUUCGACUCUCAUUGAUUUUUAUUUUUUGAUGCAAGAUGUUGUAGGAAUAUACAUACAUAUCUUAUAUGUUGCAAUCAGUUUUCAAAUUGAAAAAAUCAUUCAUAAGAUAUGUAUAUAUUUAUAUUACUUAUAUGAAAACAAUAUAUUCAACGAAUGAUUUUUUCAAUUUGAAAACUGAUUGCAACGUCUUCAUAUACCGAAGUGUACCGGACUACUGUUGUAGUAUUGUUAUUUUAGUACUAGUUUUAAUCCUUGAGUUUGAAAAUAUUGAUGCUUCACCUACAUUCUGUUUUAUAUUUGUGAUGUUGUUUCGACUCUCAGAUUUAUUUGUUUGAUGCAAGAUGUUGUAGGAAUAUACAUACAUAUCUUAUAUAUGGUUUUAAAAGAUGUUUUUCGGGGCCAAACCGGACCACUUGAUGUUGUCGGGAACCUGGCGGUCGUUCGGACUCCUGAUUUCGAAAAUAAGGUAUAAACACUCGUUGAUAAAAUACUGUAUUAUUCUGACUAAUUACGACCUUUUAUGCGUAUUUAAGUCAAAUUUAGAAAAAUUAAAACCAAUGUCGGCGUUUUUAUAUUAUCAUAACGUUACCAAUUUUGAAUUGAAAAAUUUUCUAAGAAUUUUAUUAUACUUCUUUUAAAGUUCUUAUUUUCAUUUCACAGUUUUUAGUAUUGCCCUUUUUUCUUAUAUUAGAUCCUAAGUUAAAUUCAUAAACUAUUAAAUUUCGGAAGCGAAGGACGUAAAGAUUUAAGAAUCGUUCUUCUUAUUUCAAUAAUAAAAUCAACGGCUUAGAGGGAGACCCUUACUAAGGGAGGGAUUAAGGUUUCAUGGUAAAAAAUGACUUUUUUUGCGAAUUUAUUUCUUAAAUAUGGAAUGAGUAAUUUUAUUCGAACCUUUCGUGAUAAGCCAAGAUGUAUUACACAUGGAAUCUUGUCAACUUGUUUCCCAAUCAUUUGUUAUUCGGAGCGUUAUAAACGUCAUAAACGUUCUGUGUUAUACAUAGUACAUAUUCCGAUUGAUGCCGCUUUAUCGUCCCACAGAUUUUUCUGUUUUGGGUGUAUACCAGGAACUGAUUUUUUUAUUAGCCAAAAGAUUAUCAAUGACCACCCCUUCGUUAGUUAUAUUUUGAAUGUAUGUAUGUGUGAUAGACCUAAUACAUUAAAAAAAAUUGUAAAUAUUAUAUUUAAGAGCGUUUAAGAUGAUGCAAAAUUUACUUAAUAAAGAAAGAAAUUUAAUUUAAUUAUUUCAUGUACACAUUAAAUAUAAUUUGGUAACACACUCGAAUUCUAAAAUGUAAUUUUUACCAAAUGCUGAUUACUAGACAUAUCUCAAAGCAAUGCCCUUAAGAUAUUGGGUCGUUUACUAAGUAAUUUAGUUUUUGUUUUGUGCAAUUUUAACACGAUUUUGUUAUUGUGUAAAAUAUUUUACGAAAUUAUUUCAAGUUUACCCUUUUGACAAUAAAUAAUAAAAUAUGCCAAAAAUGCUUUUUCUUCAUAGGGCAGCAAACAAAAACUAUACCAAACAACUUAACAAAUCUUUCACAAACAAGCCAUGUUUUUGGUAAAAAAUAUGUUAUAAAAAGUGCUAGAAAUUCAGGAAAAUGUUGUAGCAAAAUGAUUGCAUUGAGAUGUAAGCCGCCUUCAACCCUUAUGAAAAAACUGUAACAUUAUAAAAUAUUUGGCAGUGACACUGAGUGAAAUGGGAUAUAAUUUUUACUUGUAAGAGCUAUUUGCGUGUGAGGCCAAAGUGACACGGCCUGGUAAAAAUCGCGAAUCGAGUUGAGAGCAUAAGAGACUUUUCCUUAUGAUGUGUUAUCUGUUUUUGUUUUUUUCCAUAUAAUUUAAUUCUACACCCAAUCAAGAAACUUGAGUCUAUAGACUACACUUGGAAUAUAUUCAGUGAUAAAUUUAAUAAUUAAAUACAAAAUUUCAAACAAACGGCUUGCUGAUUUGUAAACACAUAAUCGAGUCAUACCCUCUGCUUCAUUUCCUCAAGUUUUUUUUUUAAUUAAAAUCUUAGUAAAAUUUUAUAUUAUAUCAGUAUAUUAUGCAAUAAUAACAGCAGUGCGGAACGAAGUGUACAUCAGUACAGCAAGAAAAAAAUAUAUUAGUUUACCAUUUAAGGAGGUAUUCUAGUCUAGAAAUUUAAAAAAAUCGACAUUUUUUUAUAUUUUCAAAGUUUAACUAUUCAAGAAUAUGUGUAGAAGAGAUUUUUCAAAUUUCAAAUUAUUUUCGGACAUAUAGGCAUUUUUCUGACUCGGCAUCCAACCUGGUUCGGCCGGAACGCGAAACUUUAAUCGCGUUUUUCUCAAAACUGACUUUUUCGGAACGAUACCCACAAUUUCUCAGGUUCUACUGGACCGAUUUACUUGAAGUUUUUAUAGAGUCUUCUUUAUAAGCUUGUCUAUGGUUGGAACUAGCCCCAUCCUCAAAUUUCUAUUUUUAUUAUUUUUAAAAAAUUCGAAAUAUUCAGAAAAAGUGAUCCAAAAAAACUUUUUUUUAGGCAGUCGACAUUUUGUGAAACAUUUUUUUCCCACUUUUCCGUAGUUCCAGCCAUUGCAACAUUAUUCUAGAUUAAAAAUCUUUUUUUUUUGGUUUCAGAUAACUAGGAGGGUUGAAAUCAUGGGUAUGGUCACGUGGAAAUUUUUAGAACUUCGUCAGCUAAUAAUUUUUGAAAUUUUUUACUUUUUUUAGUUUUUAAUUUUUUCUCUGCUCUUCUAAAAUUAAUAAAUAACUAAAAAAAAAAUAUUAUUUAAAAAUUACCUGAAAUUCAUGCUUCUAAACUAGAAUAUCCUCUUAAGUACACCCAACUCUUGUUUUACACCGAUUCUUUUUACACGGUUGAGAAAAAAAUUUUUUUGUAAAAAGUUUAUAAUUUACUACGGUUUCAAAAUCAUUAUCUUGCAAUUAUGUAGUAGAACUGCGGGACCACGCCCAGACAGUAAUAAUUACCUAUUCUGGACUUGCGAGACAAUAUGCCUACGUACUAAACCCUUAACUCCGGCUGCUGUUGCUUGUAGUCGGACCUGCGGGACCGCCGUUAGGCACUACUUCGCAGGACCAAGCUGGGCGAUAACUGCCCCUUCACGACCUACCGUUCGGGUUAUUCAUGUGGUCUUACGCUUCUUUGCUGCCUCUCUCUUGUUCUAAGUUCUAGGAGCGCUAUUGCGGUCCACUCUUUCAUUUUAGCCCACACCAGCUGUGAUCGCAGCAUGUGACUCACUAUGUUAUCGGGCGUUAUGCUUUCAUUUGUCAGCUUUUCUAUGGUCUCUCUCUCUGCUACAUACCUGGAGCAGGUGAAAAAGACGUGCUCUGCGUUUUCUGCGGCAUUUCCGCAGAAGCAACAUUGUGUUUCGUCAUCGUGGCCAAAUUUGUGUAGGUAUUCCCUGCGUUAAGUAGAAUUCUGUCUCCCCGUGUUGUCUGUCAAUCCAGGCUGAUACAAUUUUAAUCAAUCUAUGGGUCCAUCUUCCUUUAUCUGCCGCAUCCCAUUGCUUUUGCCACUCAUCGAGACUUGCCUUCCUCUCCUUUUUACGCUCGUCGACCGUUAGGCGCCUAUUCAUUGCUUUUGUUUUGCGGUAGACUCUGCUUAACUCAGAGGCCAUUAUAUCCGGUGGCAUAAGACCAGAUAUGAUAGCACUCGCCUCGUGCAACACCGUUCUAAACGCACAGGCAACUCUCAGGGCACAUAACCUGGACGCAGCUUUUGCCAUAUUUACACAGGCUUUUUGACGGAGGGCUGUCCCCCAUAUGGGAGUUCUCAGAGUUCUCCUUCUUUGGCUUGGGCCACCAAUGUUUGCCAUGAUCCUCGACAGAGCCGCAGUCACUUUAGCCGCCUUACCACAGGCCUUUUCAAUAUGCGCCUUGGUACCUCAAAGAAUUUUGCGUUACAACGUUAUACCCAUCAAUGUUCAAUGUGACCGUUUCUAGCCUUUUUCUGCUCGUGAUGAGCACUGCCUCUGUUUUUCACCCGCAAGCUGCAGCUUGUUACUCGUAAGCCAGUCUUUGAUUUUCGACACGGUCUCAUUGCAUAUGUUCUAUAUUUGCAAGAGUUCUUUAGCUACGAUCGUUACAGCAAUAUCGUCCGCAUAGCCAAUUAUCUGUGCUUCUUUUGGCAGCGGUAAUCGUAACACCCCGUCGUACAGCACAUUCCAAAGUAAUGGACCUAGUACGGAGCCUUGUGGUACUCCACCUGUCACCGUGUAGGUUUUUGGACCUGCAUCGGUAUCGUACAACAGUAGUCUGUCAGACAGAUAGCUGCUAAUUGUCCUCAGAAGAUACCCCGGGAUGUUUCUUGCCUCUAAUGCUCUCAGUAUAUGUGGCCAGGAUGCCGAGUUAAAAGCGUUUUCACGUCCAGCGUAACGAC